Arabis nemorensis is the source of this 453-nucleotide messenger RNA. The record is from the annotation of a GenBank genome assembly. Lineage: Eukaryota; Viridiplantae; Streptophyta; Magnoliopsida; Brassicales; Brassicaceae.
AUGGACAUAUCAGUUUGCAAAGGUGGAAUGGGGCAGCUCGACUAUAUGAUUGUUGUUUUCACCAAUGGAGGUUCUAGCCAAAGAAGGGAUCGACACGGUUCUUUUGGUACUUUCCUUGAGAAAUUGGCUAAUAGAAGAAGAGAAAUCUACGCUUUCUGUGUGAAAACCAUUUUCGGAAGUGAUUUUAUUGACUACAUGAUCGUUAUUUUCACCAAUGAGGAUACUUUAGUUGAUAACAAUGAGACAAUGAAGGACUAUUUGGAGGGCUCCCCUCAUUUCAAGGAAAAUCUCACGGCGUGCGACAACCGCAUGGUGCUGUUUGAUGACAGGCCGAAAACCGGUCAGAAGAAGAAAGCUAAGAGAGUUCAGAAGCUUCUAAACCUUGUUGAAAAAGUUGUGAGGAAGAACAACAAAAAGCCAUUUAUGGAAACCAAGGCCACAGAAAAAGAUUAA